Molecule: messenger RNA, 1578 nt
Organism: Drosophila busckii
Lineage: Eukaryota; Metazoa; Arthropoda; Insecta; Diptera; Drosophilidae
Exons: 4
Coding region: 21-1370 (449 amino acids)
Biological process (GO): lipid metabolic process
Molecular function (GO): phosphoric diester hydrolase activity
Source: RefSeq, a predicted model, not a curated record
AUAAGCUUGUAAAAAAAAAAAUGUGGAAAAUAUGGCAAAUGGCGCUGUGGCUGGCGCUUUAUAUAAAGCUGAGCACAGCCAACUGUCCUGUGUUUCUAAGCAUAUCGGUUAUGGGCAAAACGCUAAUCGACAGCUGUUUGGAGUUGAACUGGGGUCCCGAUUGCUAUGAGCCACCCGAGUGGGUGGGCAUCUAUCGCACAGAUCCCUCAGUGUCCAAUCUGUUGCCAGAGCUACGCAUGGAUGGCAUACAGAAUCGCACAGGCAGACUUCAGACGCAUAUAAAGCUGGGCAAGCUGCACUUUCCUGGUGGCUGGGAGAAACAGGAUGUGCAUGAGCAGCUGGUGCCCACCAAAUAUGCCAAGGGCAAGUGCUUGCCCUACUAUGUGGCCAGCUACAGAGGCAACGAGCUGCUGACAGUGGAUUGUCUUAAGAUACAGCCGAAUUGGCUGGGCCAGCUUAAGGGCAUAGCCGAGCUGCCCAUCAAGCAUUUAUUUCUGCCUGGCACACAUGCUUCGGGCGCCUUCAUAAUUAACUAUAGCAAAACCAAGUCGCUGCUGGUCAAGGAUUAUCUAGUGGCGCAGCAUUUCGAUGUGUGGUCACAGCUUGUGUUUGGCAUACGCUACUUGGACUUGAGUGUGGGCUUUAAGCAUCUGGACAGCAGCAGCGAAGCGGAUAACUUUUGGCUGGUGAAUGAGAACAUGUUUAUUAAUCCUUUGGUGGAUGUGCUACGUGAUGUGCGUCGCUUUGUGCAGCGCUCUGGCGAGCUAGUCAUACUUGACUUUAGCUCCUUUCCCAUUGGUUUCUACAAGCAUCCCGAAGUCUAUAGCAGUCUCUUUCAUCUCAUACGCCAGGAGCUGGGCGACGUUGCCUAUGAACGUAAUGUGAGCAUCAAUGAGCAUUGCUAUGAACGCUGCUAUAUGGAUUUCAAGCUAGCCGAGCGUCCUUUGCUCAUUUUGUUUCCCACACAGGAGCUGCCGCAUCCUGAAAACGAAUCACUGCUGCUUUGCAAUCCUUGGAAACGUUUUAGCACCAGUUAUAUGAAUAUUUCACAAACCUUGGACUAUAUGCGCUUGCUUUUCAGCAAGAAAAAGGAUUCACCUGUACAGGAUGAGGGUUGGAUUUUCCAUGCAAUCAGCAGCAUUGAGCAAACUUUAAAUUCCCACAAACUACAAACUGCGAAGGAACGCGCUGCGCUUAUUAAUCCCAAAAUCAAUCAGUGGCUCAAGGGUCCGUGGGGUCUGAAUGCCAAUAUUGUAGCUUUGGAUUAUUUCAGCAAUACGAAUAUUAUCGAUGUGGUCAUAACGGCAAAUACGCACAAGGCUUUUCUAGCCUCCAAGCAGAAGUAUAUUAAUUUAGAAAUAUUAGAAUAAGUUUGCACAAUGUAAAAAGCUGUUAAGAGUAUACAUUUGAAAUAGUUUUGGAAGCACUGUAAGCAUUUGACAUGCAUUGGCCGUAAAUGUUAGCUCACUACAGCUGUUAGCUCACUGUAGAUGUUAACUCGCUGUGUACUGCUGUUAAUAUAAAUGAACGCUAGAUGGCUUUUAUGAAAGUUCAUUUAAAAUUAUUUUCAUUUGAAUU